AUGGAUGUCUUCCGCAACCUUGUCGAGAAGGACUCUGCGCGCGAUGGUGGCCUGGAAGAGGACGCGGAGAAGAAGCUCACCUGGAAUGAGCCUAGCAUGCUCGAGAAUCGAGCUGCGUGGGCGAUUGACGAGGUCAUGGACUUCUUCGACGUCUUGCGCAAAGGCUGCACGUUCGGCGGCACCAAAAAGUCGAAGGAGGUGGCUUUCGGGAAGCGGAAGCCAGCAGAACCGAGUGAAAGGACAGGAAGACAUUCGCAAAGCGCACGGUCAAGCACGGUGCUGGACUUCUUCGGCCUUGACCACGGGGAUACUUCAGCGAAGGAGAACAGGUCGAGCGUUCCUUCUCGACAGGCACGGCAGGAUUCGCAUGAAGCAAAAGGGCCAGGCUACAAGAAGGAGAAAGCAGGGGGCCAGGCCAAAGAGUCCAAAGCCGAAGGAUUGGAGGAUGGAGAGACGCCAGCGCGGAAGCGUGAGGCCGUUGCAGCUCUGCGCCGGCGGCACCGAAUCCACGUGAGCCCUGGCUCUCCUGACCCCGUGGAGUCCUUCGAGACAAUGCCAAGCAGGGGAGUUCCACCCUGGCUGAUCCGGAAUCUCACCUCCUUGGGCUUCUCCCAGCCAACUCCGAUUCAGAUGCAGUGUUUCCCCGCCAUUAUGUCGGGAAGCCAUGUCCUCGCUUCGGCUCCGACGGGUAGUGGCAAGACCAUUGCCUUCUUGGGACCGAUUCUGGCCCUGCUGGCCAAGCCCGGGAAGGAGUUCGCACGCGCUUUGGUCGUUGAUCCUUCCAGAGAGUUGGCAAAACAAACGCUCGACGAGUUUGCAAAACUUACGGCCGGACGCAAAUGGAAUGGCCGCCUGGUGGACAAGCUCUCCGGCGACAAGGCGGGCAACAUCAAACGACUCGAUGUUGCAGUGGCCACUCCGCUUCGGCUAGUGCAGCUGCUCCGCGACAAUCGCAUAUCCUUGGACGCCACGAAGCAUCUGGUUUUUGACGAAGCAGACAAGCUACUGGACUUGGGCUUUGCACCUCAGGUGGACGAGCUCCUCACUUUCUGCCCCAAAGAGCAGGGCAGACUGAUGCAAACCAUGAUGUUUUCAGCGACUCUUCCCCCAGUAGUGGUGGACCUUGCUGGCUCCAUUCUGACUUCCCCACUGCGGAUCAGCAUCGGGGACAUCAAUGCAGCAGCUCCAGAUGUUGAACAGAAACUGCUUUUCAUCACCAGCGAGGAUGGGAAACUCUUCAGCUUCCGACAACUCCUCCAGGAUGGUGAAAUCAAGCCGCCGGCCUUGGUUUUCGUUCAAUCGAAGGAGAGGGCGAAGGAGCUUUUUGGUGAGCUGGUCUAUGAUGGCAUCUUUGUUGAUGCCAUUCAUGCAGACCGGACGAAGCUCCAAAGAGACAAUACGGUCAAGGCCUUUCGAGCUGGGAAGCUUUGGGUCCUCAUCUGCACGGACCUCAUGGCUCGCGGAGUGGACUUCAAAGGCGUGGAGACUGUGAUCAACUACGACUUUCCCCAGUCUGCAGCCACCUACAUCCACAGGAUCGGGCGCACCGGUCGGGCGGGCAGGAGCGGCAAGGCUAUAACGUUGUUCACCAUCGAAGAUUUUGAGUCGCUGCGGAGCAUCGUCGGGGUCAUGCGCCAAUCGGGUUGCGAAGUGCCAGAGUGGAUGCUCCGCCUGAAGGCAAAGUCAAAGAAGGAACGGCGAAUGGCGGAGUGGAGACAGCCGAAGCGCAAGCGAAUCAGCACGGUGUCCGGAUACGACCGCAAGAAGGCUCACAAGAGGCAGCAGAUGGUGGAUGCCAGCAAGAAACGGAAGCGGGAACCGACCACAUCGAUCAAGAUUCUUGAGGGCCCUCGCAUUUCUCUUCGUUGGCUACACGGGGAAUGCCUGGCAGGGCGGCCCGGCUCAGUGGCAGUCGCGGCUCACGAUGACAAGGAGUUGGUGCUCAAGCCAGAUAUCCUGCGUGCCAAGUUUGCCGUGAAGCCUUCCGAGGAGCUGGGGCUCGACAUCCAACUUGAGUUGCGAUUCUGCUGCUCGGCUUGCAACCGAGCCGUGACACUGACCGCACGUGGGCAGGUGCAUAUGUCCACUUUGUGGCGGCCUUUCGACGUGCGCUUAUCCUUUGACACUAGCUCUGGCCUACCGGCAGCAGGAUGCCGCGGCGCCGCCUUUGCUCGGAUCAUUCUCUGCCCUUCCGCACUUUGCAACCCCACCGCGGGCCUGCUGACGCUGGAAGUGCUCCCACAGUAUCCUGGAGGCCCAGGGGUCGCAGAAGUGUUGGACUCCCAAUCUGAAGAGCAGUACGACCACGCAGUUCAUGCUUUGCAUGACCAACCUGCUGGGCUUCGUCUGCUCUUGGACACCGACGGCAGUCCAGCGCUCAUGCUUGACGGAAGGCUCCAGGAUCCAGCGAACGGCCGCCAGCAGCUCUGCGUCGAGGUGUCCUCGCAGGAUGCACUGCAGAAUGUGCUCCUGGAGAUCCAGGCACUGGAUGCGGAAUGUUGCAAUGCACCAGCUCUUUGCACAGAGGGCUGUGCCAUGUGGCAGGCACUGUCAGGUGCGCGGCGUGGCCUGGUGUCUGUGUGCCUGGCGGCCCUUGGACCUUUGGGAGAUGUGCCAGCCACGUGGACUUAG
Symbiodinium natans is the source of this 2631-nucleotide messenger RNA. The record is from the annotation of a GenBank genome assembly. Lineage: Eukaryota; Dinophyceae; Suessiales; Symbiodiniaceae.